Molecule: messenger RNA, 1006 nt
Organism: Aspergillus campestris IBT 28561
Lineage: Eukaryota; Fungi; Ascomycota; Eurotiomycetes; Eurotiales; Aspergillaceae
Exons: 3
Biological process (GO): mRNA 3'-end processing
Cellular component (GO): mRNA cleavage and polyadenylation specificity factor complex
Molecular function (GO): mRNA binding
Source: RefSeq, a predicted model, not a curated record
GCUGGGAAGAGCGUGUUCCUCGGGAAUAUUCCGUACAGUCAAAGAUAUCUGAGCUCUGCCGGCACGCCAAAAGGAUAUGGAUUUGCCGACUUUGCCGAUGCCGACGCGGCGGCCUCCGCAGUGCGCAAUUUGAACGAUUACGAGAUCAUGGGCCGCAAAAUACGCGUGGAUUGGCCGCACAACAACGAGAAGGACUCUGUCCCGCCGGACUACUCUCAGCCCGCGCCGAACGUGCAGCUCCAGGGCCAAGACGGUCAAUCAGGCGCGCAGCAGCAAUCUGCGCCGCUGCCUCCCUGCCACCCGGCGUGGAAUUGCCCCGCAUCUGGACUGCCCGAACGCCAUCUCCCAAACACUCUCCUCGCUCGCCCCAACCAGCUUCUCGAUGUCCUCUCCCAGAUGAAGUCCCUGUCGAUGGCGGACCCGGUUCGAGCCGCAGAGCUUCUGCGCCAGGCGCCUCAACUAUCAUACGCGAUGUUCCAGGCUAUGCUCCUAAUGAACCUCGUCGACUACAGCACGCUCGGCUCAGUGGUGGAACAAGCGGCGCAACCAGCAGCGGCAGCCCCUCCUCCGGCUGCGCAGCCCUUCCAGCCCUUCUCGGCCGUUCCGGGCCAGGUCUCCACCCCCCCAAUGGUCGGCACGCCUUUUGCCGCACCGGCGGCAGCCCCUGCAGCUCCAUCGAUGCCCGGGCAAGAAGAGCUCCUGCAGCAGGUACUUAGCAUGCCGCAGGCGGCGAUCGAUGCGCUCCCGCCAAUGGAGCGGAGUCAGAUCAUGGUGCUGCGGCAGCAGCUGAUGCAGGGUGCCAUGCGAUAGUAAUGUCGAUUUGAUGAUAUGAUUGCGAUGUCGGUACGGGGUGUUGUCAUACUAAUCACUUUGUUCAUACUCAUCUUGCUUGAUUCUAUCUUUUUUGUUAUUUCAUGGGAUGGCGUUUUGGAGGCCUGAUUUAUUUCGCGGCUUGAAUGUAUACCUAGCAUGGAUAUCUGGCACAUGUUCUCAAAUUGAUUUGACA